GCAAACUGUCCGGUUAACUGACGGACCCUGACACGAGAAGUUGUGACAUUUUUAGUUACGUUGUAACGACAGACAGAGAUGAGUCGUUAAGUGUGCGCGCUUCGGUCGGACUGUCUGUAUCUAGAACCUCUGACAGAGCAGCCGACGGCAGAACAUGACGGCUAACGAGGACCAGGAGAUGGAGCUGGAAGCUCUUCGCUCCAUCUAUGAGGGGGAUGAAUGUUUUAAAGAAGUCAGUCCAGUUUCCUUCCAGUUUAGGGUUGGAGACCUUGAAAACACCAAAGCAUUCAUCCUGGACGUCACAUGGCCGGACACGUAUCCUGAGUCAGCUCCACAGAUCUCCCUGGACGCCUUCUUUAACAACAAGAUCUCUGCAGAGACCAAGCAGCUGAUCCUGUCCAAGCUGGAGGAGCAGGUGGAGGCUAACCUGGGCACUGCAAUGAUGUAUACUCUGUUUGAGUGGGCCAAGGAGAACCAGGAGGAGCUCAUGGAGAACCACAGGCCUGUGAUGACCACUGUGCAGACGCUGACGACCUGCAGUGAGACGACCGCUCUGUCCUCAACAGCAACAAAAAGAGAGAAAAAGGAGCAACUGACCAAAUCCCAGAAGAGGAGGAUGAUCAACAGAACAGACAAUAAGGGGGAGUUGCCCAGAGGGUGGAACUGGAUCGAUGUGAUCAAGCAUCUGAGUAAAACCGGAGGAAAGGAUGAGGACUAGGUCAGAGGUCGGUGGCCUGCUUUGUACCAAAAGAACUUCCUGCAGAUGCCUUCAGCCCGUACAAACUGGAUCUGGCUGGGCAGCAGUGACCACGAGCACACAGCUUCAGCUGGUUGUACCAGCUCCUGCAGAUCCACAGCUCUGCCCCCUCAGGGUGGUGAUGAUUACUGUCACUGCCAUGUUUCCAGUACACGAACUGGAACUCUGGAGCCAUUAUUAAUAAAAAGACUGGCUCUAGAUCCAAGUGCCAGGUGAUCAUCUGCUGUUACUUCAAAGCACUUUGUCAAAACAAAGACUUUUGU
Nematolebias whitei (Rio pearlfish) is the source of this 1020-nucleotide messenger RNA. It is a transcript of the gene rwdd4, whose product is annotated as RWD domain containing 4. The transcript is spliced from 8 exons. The record is from RefSeq and is a predicted model, not a curated record. Bases 155 to 718 code for a protein of 187 amino acids. NCBI's taxonomy places the organism in Eukaryota, Metazoa, Chordata, Actinopteri, Cyprinodontiformes, Rivulidae. Gene Ontology annotation, molecular function: protein binding.